Molecule: messenger RNA, 1711 nt
Organism: Seriola aureovittata
Lineage: Eukaryota; Metazoa; Chordata; Actinopteri; Carangiformes; Carangidae
Product: pejvakin-like
Exons: 3
Coding region: 1132-1650 (172 amino acids)
Biological process (GO): programmed cell death
Cellular component (GO): cytoplasm
Source: RefSeq, a predicted model, not a curated record
GUCAGUAGACGUCACGUGGUGUUUGCACUUUCUGUCAGGGAUGUAGUUCUGGUUUUCAAACUGUAUUUGUAUUUUGUAUAUUGGUAUCAAUAUUGCUGAUUUUGGCCCUGGUGUACUUUUUAUCAGAUCAAAACCAAACUUUGUGAAACCUGUUGUUUAGUUGAAAGUGGCCUAAAGUUCAUCACACGCUCUCGUCAUACCCUUCAUCCUGUCUUCGUCUGCACUCACAUCUUUUUAGUCUGACCAGGGGAUUCCAGGUGAAAUCCUCUUUGGUCAACACUGACACAGCAGACAAAGCUGUGUGGCUUAAGUGUGAAUUACAGGAAGAUGAUUUGUCUUGUCCUUUCAAGGAAUUACAUUUGGCCAAGAAGUAAAAAAUUACAGGGAGCGUAUUGUGUAGCACACUAAUACUGACCUCAGCUCCUGUGGUUAAAAAAGCGUUUUAUACAUGUGGUUUUUUUCAAAGCCUCCAACAUACAGGCUAUUUCUGGAUGUAUAGACUAGACAGCAGUGUAACCACAGGAGAGAUCGGCCCACGACCGUGCAUGCAGGACACACACACUGAAAGGUGGACAUUAUCCAAACUAAAAAAAGCUGCAAUGAAAAAACAUUAGAUGUUACAAAAACCACAGAGACAUCCUUAAAAAAAAGAUAUGAUUCAGCCCGUUUUUCAGGCUCACAGAUCUUUCAUGUAUCACAGAGUCAAAGACGAACAUGUGGCUCCUGAUUUUUUCACAGAUCAUCUUUUCUAAUUGGUGUAAUUCCUGUAAUUUAUUGUAAUUAUGCAAGUCCUCUAUUUUCCUCUUAUUAACCCUUCACAGUGAGACUUUUAGUAUCAAAAUGUACAAAUACAGAUAAAAAUCAACCACCACAAUAGGCAAACAUGCCGGAAAAAUGUGUAAGAAAACUCCUGUAAUUUGUCUUUCCACGUGACAGGAAGCAGCAGGCCGACAGUGACCAGGUUAACACGCACCUCGUCCCAUAUUCCCUUACACACCACCUGCAUUAUUUAACAUCAGCAAACAAGACCAGCUGAUACACCCCGUGACUCUGCAGUUGUCUUUGGAGGUGGUUGUUGUAAAGAGGACUAUAUUUCUUUACCUGGUUCAACACUCUCGUGCAUCUCUGGAAAUGUUUGCUGCAGCCACUAAGAAUUUUGUGAAGCAGGUUGGAGACACCGGGAGGUUGAUCCCAGUCCCGAGCCUGAGCGAGGCCGACCGCUACCAGCCCCUCAGCCUGGUCACCAGGAAGAGGAAGAGGCAUUUCUGGAAGAAGAGCAAGUACGCCUCGACCCCUUUCUCACUGAAAGACAUCCUGGUCGGGGAGAAGGAGAUUACAGCUGGGGUGUCUUCUUAUCAGCUCCUGAACUAUGAGGACAAAUCCGACGUGGCCCUCAACGGUCGCCUGGGAAACCACAUCAUCAACGACGUGGGGUUCAACAUCAGCGGAUCCGACUCCGUGGCCGUCAAAGCCUCCUUCGGCAUCGUGACCAAACACGAGCUGGAGGUGCCCACGUUACUGCGGGAGCUCAACUCCAGGAAAGUGGACCUGGAUCACUGCCUGGUCCGUCAGUCCAAAGAGAGCAAACGAAGCGUGCUGUGUGUCGUUGCGGAGAGUAUCCGCACCACACGUCGCCUUCAGCAUCUGUGAGCUGUUUGUUCGACUGGACGGGCGGCUCGGUACGAAGUCUACCCUCUCCCAUAACUCCCAC